Messenger RNA from Spirometra erinaceieuropaei, 1441 nucleotides. NCBI's taxonomy places the organism in Eukaryota, Metazoa, Platyhelminthes, Cestoda, Diphyllobothriidea, Diphyllobothriidae. The record is from the annotation of a GenBank genome assembly.
AUGCGACGUAUCGUCCGCCGUGUUGGCGGUGGUAAGACGGACGGCAUGCUCACUGCGGGAAUUGACAAGGUGUUGCGUGUGGGGAUAGGUAGGUACACAGGUAGCCGCAUAAUGUAUGCACGGAUAGGUAAGAUCUAAACUGGAGAUUUUAAUGCAGGCGCCUAUGGAGUAAAAAAAAACAAAUGGCAGAUUGGUUUCGGUAUAAGAACCAAGGCGCAGGUUCUGGGUCUGCCUAUAGACGCUUAUAUGACAUAACGUUAUUUUCUUCAAAAUCUAAGCAAGCCGUUCAGAUAUUUUUAAAAUCGAGUAGUCCUCUGACGGCCGUGGCACCAGAUAAAUAUGUACCCGCAUUUCGAUAAUCAAAGUUGACACACUAACCAACACUCAUGCUGUCUACUCGUAUUUGCAAAAAAAAAGACCCAAAAUUGUAUUUAUUUAAAAUGUAAAAUCGACCAUACAUCUCUUGCAAAAGUGCGUCAUGUACGUGUCUAUCAUUAGAGCAUGUAGUCGCAGAUGACUCAGCGAAGUCUCACUUAGUGUGCAUGUUAUUCCGCUGCAAGUUUCCCUGAAAGGAGACAAUAAUAUCAGGUUACAUAGAGAAAUGAUCCGCAUAUUAUGAACCGCAGGUAUAAAUUUAAAGCAUCCAUGAAAGCAGAGACGUUGAGGAAAGGUGAUCCAACGAAAGGCCAGAUGUUCCUAACUCCUCGGAUUUUAAUAAGGAGCUCUGGUUUGGUAUGCAGUUGCUGACAUUUUAAUGUCUCACUCACAGUUGAAAAGGUCUUUUCCAGGUUAUAGAAGAAAAGUAGACAUCCGACUCGGUCUCAUGGGCAACUUUAAACAUACAGGAUUGGAUAAAUGUUGCCUGUGUAUGCAAAAAAUCCAUAAAGCAAAUGUCCCACUUCGGCCAAUCGUUGCCCUAAAAGGCAGCCCCACCUACAAGUUGGCAAAGUGGAUGUACACCAAACUGAAGUUCCUUAAAGGCCAUCCUACUACCUCAGUUCGAUCGGCCUCUCAAUUCCUCAUAGACCUCCGAGGUCGGAGGAUUCAAUCGAGCGAAAUCAUGGUCUCCUUCUAUGUGACGUCGUUAUUCACAUCCAUCCCACCAAACUUUGCCCGCGAAAUCUUGCGCAAGAGACAUGAAGAGGCGUACGAUGAGACUGAGAAUGCCAUCAAAAUUAAACACCUCAUGAGGCUGUUUGAAUUCUGCCAACAAACUUUCUUCCCUUUUGCGGGAGAGACCUAUGAACAAAUCAAGGGAACCCCAAUGGGCUCACCGGUCUCCGGUUUGGUGGCAGAACUGGUCCUACAGGAGUUAGAAAAGAUUGCCUUCCUCCAACACGAACCGGUGUUUUGGCGCUACGUUGACGACACGUUAGUCAUCGUAAAGAAGGACAUGCUACAGCAUUUCACAACCUGCUCAGCGCAGGCUUUCCUGAUAUAA